CCACGGUUGAAGCAACCUCGAGUAGGUCACCAUCUGAGCCCAGAAUUUUCAAAAACCAAAGUAGCUGCAGUAGGUUUGAAUCACCAAUUGUUUGUUUAUCAACCCAACAACAACCCCAUCCUCUCUUAAAACCUUCACAAUCGACCACCAUGCCCACCCCCAAUUCACCCUUCCUCAUCAACCAUGAAUUCCUCUGCACCAUCACUCUGUUUCCUGCUAUUCACCCUCUUAGCAGCCGCCGCCAUUCCCAGCUGCCACUCCAAGACGGUGCAGUUCAUAUUCGGCGACUCACUCUCCGACGUCGGGAAUAAUAUGUACCUUUCAAGGAGCUUAGCUCAGGCAAACUUGCCCUGGUACGGCAUUGACUUCGGCAAUGGACUCCCUAAUGGAAGGUUCAGCAAUGGCCGCACUGUUGCAGACAUUAUCGGUGAUGAAAUGGGUCUACCCAGACCACCGGCUUUUCUCGAUCCCUCGCUAAGUGAAGAUGUAAUUCUGGAAAAUGGAGUGAAUUACGCAUCUGGGGGUGGAGGAAUCUUGAACGAAACUGGAGGCUACUUCAUUCAGCGGUUUGGUCUGUACAAACAAAUUCAGCUCUUUCGAGGGACGCAAGAACUGAUCAAAGCCAAAAUCGGGGAAGAAAAGGCCAAGGAGUUCUUCGAAGAAGCUCGAUACGUGGUUGCUUUGGGAAGCAACGAUUUCAUUAACAAUUAUCUCAUGCCCGUUUACUCCGAUUCGUGGAAAUACAACGAUCAAACAUUCAUCACUUAUUUGAUGGAAACCCUUCGCGAUCAACUCAAGUUGUUAUACAGUUUGGGGGCAAGGCAAUUGAUGGCGUUUGGGCUGGGUCCAAUGGGCUGCAUUCCGCUGCAAAGGGUACUCACUUCAUCCGGCGAUUGCCAAGACAGAACCAACAAUUUGGCCCUCAGCUUCAACAAAGCUGCCAGUGGCCUUCUUGAUGGCCUCGCCACCAGGCUUCCAAAUGCCACCUACAAAUUCGGAGAUGCUUAUGAUGUUGUCGCCGACGUUAUUAGCAACCCCGGCAAAUAUGGGUUUAGUAACUCGGAUUCGCCAUGUUGCUCAUUUGGGAGGAUCCGGCCGGCCCUUACAUGCAUUCCGGCGUCGGUGCUGUGCAAAGAUAGAAGCAAAUAUGUGUUUUGGGAUGAAUAUCACCCUUCGGACAAGGCUAACGAGUUGAUUGCUAAUGAACUCAUUAAGAAAUUUGGGUUUUCAAGAGUUAAUCAAAACGGAGCUCCAUCUCCAGCCCCUGAUGCUGAGGCGGAUCCAGCCCCAGCUCCGGCGGCGGAUCCAUCUCCUUCUCCAUUGAUUUCUCCUUCCCCACAGUGACUUCAAAAUUAGACCUUUGUCUUGAGAUCUUUUCCAAUACUUAUUCUGUGCCUUCUUUUUAUUAUUAUUAUUAUUGUACUAUGUGAUUUUUGUUUC
Messenger RNA from Cucurbita moschata (crookneck pumpkin), 1440 nucleotides. RefSeq names its product GDSL esterase/lipase At1g74460. Gene Ontology annotation, molecular function: hydrolase activity, acting on ester bonds. NCBI's taxonomy places the organism in Eukaryota, Viridiplantae, Streptophyta, Magnoliopsida, Cucurbitales, Cucurbitaceae. The transcript has 5 exons. The record is from RefSeq and is a predicted model, not a curated record. Bases 184 to 1344 code for a protein of 386 amino acids.